GAGCAGACCCGGGAGGCGACCGCCGGGGGAGGCCGGGGACGAGACGGAGGAGGAGGAGAGGAGGAGGGAGAAGAGGAGGAAGAAGAGCCCCUCCUGAGGACAGAGCCCCUGCUGCCCCUGGGGAGCCAGCGGGUGUUCCUGGUGCACCCCGACAUCAAGCGGGGCCCCAAGAAACCCACGCUGACCCGAGUGGACCUGCAGGUCGCAGAGGCGACCGCGUUGGUGCGGACCCUGGCCGACUGGUCGGUGGAGGAGACCGCCGUCGUGUCUACCAAGACCCCCGGCGAGAAGCUGGUGUUCGGCAAAGGGAAUUUUGCGCUUCUGACAGAAAAGAUCAAGAGCUGUCCGCAGAUAACAUCCGUCUUUCUGAACGUAGAAAGGAUGACUCCGGUGACCAAGAGAGAACUGGAAGCCGCGUGGGGAGUGGAGGUUUUUGACCGCUUCACCGUCGUCCUUCACAUAUUCCGCUGCAACGCCAGGACGAGAGAGGCCAAGCUCCAGCUCGCGUUGGCCGAGAUUCCGCUCCUCCGGUCGAAUCUGAGAAAUGAGGUUGCUCAUUUAGACCAGCAAGGAGGAGGCUCGCGUUAUAUCCUGGGGUCAGGGGAAACCUUCGUGGAGGUUCGGCGGCGACUCCUGAAAGAAAAGGAAAUAAAAAUCAAGAAGGCCCUGGAGAAGCUGAGAGAGAAAAGGCACCUCCUCCGCAGUCAGCGCCGAAAGUGUGAAUUUCCGGUGAUCGCGGUGAUGGGCUACACCAACAGCGGAAAAACCAGCCUGAUCCGCGCCCUGACGGGGGACCCGGCGGCCGAGCCGAGGGAUCAGCCGUUCGCCACGCUGGACAUCACGGCCUACGCGGGCGCCCUGCCGUCGCGGCUGACCGUCAUCUACGUGGACACCAUCGGCUUUCUCUCCCAGCUGCCUCACGCCCUGAUCGGGUCCUUCUCGGCCACGCUGGAAGACGUGGCCCACGCGGAUUUGAUCAUCCACGUGCGGGACGUCAGCCACCCGGACACAGUCCUCCAGAAGGCCAGCGUCCUGGACGCCCUCCGGAACCUGCGGCUGCCGAGGGCGCUGCUCGACUCCAUCGUGGAGGUCCACAACAAGGUGGACCUGAUGGACCGGUACGCGCCCGCCGAGCCCAACGCGGUCGCCGUCUCCGCCCUCCUCGGCCACGGACUGGGAGAACUGAAGGCCGAAAUCGACAGGGUGGUUUUAAAAGCAACCGGCAGGAAGGUGCUCACGCUGAAAAUCGACUUGGCCGGAGCUCAGCUGAGCUGGCUGUAUAAAGAAGCCACCGUACAAGAGGUGGACGUGAUUCCCGAGGACGGAACGGCCAACGUGAGGGUCAUCAUGAGUCACUCCGCCUACGGAAAGUACCGAAGCCGCUUUCCAGCCUGACCCGGAAGAGCCCGACAGCGCCGAGACCAAGAGGCCCGGAGGGGCGACCGCGACUUCCACCCUCCAUCAGACCGGUGAGGCCUGAAGGACGCGGGAACCGACGGAACCGAAGCUAUUUAUCGAGCGCCGUGUGCAGAGCGCCCCCCGCCCGAGCUUCGAUUUUCAUCCGGGCGAGCCGACGGUAUUUUUGUGACCGCCGAGGCCGUCCGCUCGUUCCUACUGACUAGGAGACGCAGCACGAUGGCGGACGCGCCGUCGCGACCUCGGUAUCGCAAGGGCUGGAGGGCUGCCGCGGGAGACUGCCGGGUGUCUUGUCUACUUUGGAAAUGUCAUUCUUAAAUGUAGAUAUUUCCAGUCAGGAAUGUACAAUGCCUCCCCCGUCCCCGACAACCCCCUCAGCCGGCACCCGAUGGUCACCCCCGCCCCCCGAAUGGAAUGGGAGUGGACGGUUUAAUCUAUACCAAAUUGCCUUCGGUAGAGAAUAAAACUAUCUUCACGCUAC
This is a messenger RNA of Ornithorhynchus anatinus (platypus), 1897 nucleotides long. It is a transcript of the gene GTPBP6, whose product is annotated as GTP binding protein 6 (putative). The transcript has 11 exons. NCBI's taxonomy places the organism in Eukaryota, Metazoa, Chordata, Mammalia, Monotremata, Ornithorhynchidae. Gene Ontology annotation, molecular function: ribosome binding; GTP binding. Gene Ontology annotation, cellular component: cytoplasm. The annotation marks the transcript as partial. The record is from RefSeq and is a predicted model, not a curated record.